AUGGAGGAAUUAGGAGUGCUGUUGCUAAACUUGCUUCUCCAAAUAGGAAGCACAGCUGAUGCUGAAAAACGCAAGAGCCAUGAGCCCCAGCCUCCACUUCAUGAGUUUCCACAAUUGGGUGAUUUCAUGAUCGGUGCCAUUGCUUCUCUGUCCUUCAUCAUUCCUGAUGCAUUGACCUUCAGUGGAGAACCUGCACUUUCACUGCUUGAUGAACUUUUGAUAUAUGGCUCUGCACCAGUGAUGAAUCAUAAAACCCCAGACCUUUCUUUCUACAAUAUGACUCCCAGGGAAUCCCUCCAGUACGCAGGGAUUCUCUCUCUGCUGCUGCAUUUCGGGUGGACAUGGAUUGGAACAAUUGUUAUGGAUAAUGACAAUGGGGAGCGAUUGCUCCAAAUGGUAGUCCCACUGUUUUCUGAGGGUGGUGUCUGCUUUGCCUUCAUUGAAAAAACCCCUGAACUUGGUCUUGGCAGGGAUAUGAAAGACAUACUUAACAAGGGGGCAAAAAUACAUGAUACCAUUGUGGACAGCACAGCCAAGAAGCUUGUUUCAUUUAACAACAGUGCUGGAGAUGAGGUUUCUUUUAAUGAGAAUGGAGAGCUGGUAACUGGAUUCGAUGUGAUCAAUUGGAUAGUGUCCUCAAACCAAUCCUUUCAAAGAGUGAAGGUUGGGAGGAUGGAUGCCCAGGCUGCUCCAGGCCAAGCAUUCACCAUCAGCCCAGAAGCAAUAACAUGGAACAGCUGGUUUAAUCAGGCACAGCCUCUAUCUGUGUGCAGUGAGAGCUGCAAUCCUGGUUCUAGGAAGAAGGUCAACGAAGAGGAGCCAUUUUGCUGCUAUGACUGCAUCCCAUGUCCUGAAGGGAUGAUUUCAAUCAAUAAAGAUAUGCCUUUCUGUUAUUCAUGUGAAGAUGAAAAGUACCCAACGAAACACCAGGAUUUCUGUAUUCCCAAAUCAGUAAACUUCUUUUCUUAUGAAGAACACUUGGGCAUCAUUUUGGCAGCUUUUGUUAUUCUCCUCUACUUAACCACAGCUCUGGUGCUAGGAAUAUUUCUGAAGCAUCAUGAGACUCCCAUUGUCAAAGCCAAUAACCGGCACCUCACCUACACUCUCCUUGUCUCCCUCCUGCUCUGCUUCCUUUGCGCACUGCUCUUCAUCGGCCAGCCACAUCAAGUGACGUGUCUCUUGCGACAAACUGCUUUUGGCAUCAUCUUCUCAGUGGCCAUAUCUUGUGUGCUCACAAAGACGGUCAUGGUGGUUUUGGCCUUCAGAGCCACCAAACCAGGAUGCAAGAUGAGAAAGUGGAUGGGGAAGACACUGGCCAACAUCCUCAUUUUUUCCUGUUGCCUUCUUCAGGGUGGGAUCUGUCUUGCUUGGUUGGCAACUUCUCCUCCUUUUCCAGAUAUGGACAUGCAUUCAGUGCCUGAGGAAAUCAUCCUUGAAUGUAAUGAGGGAUCCAUGACGAUGUUCUACUGUGUCCUGGGCUAUCUGGGCUUCCUGGCAAUGGUCAGCUUCAUGGUGGCUUUCCUAGCCAGGAAGCUGCCAGACAGUUUCAACGAAGCAAAGUUCAUCACUUUCAGCAUGCUGGUCUUUUGCAGUGUCUGGUUAUCCUUUGUGCCUUCCUAUUUGAGCACUAAAGGGAAAUACCUGGUGACUGUAGGGAUCUUUUCUAUCUUAGCCUCCAGUUCUGGCUUGCUGGUUUGCAUCUUCUUCCCCAAAUGUUACAUCAUUUUGCUGCAACCUGAGUUGAACAAAAAGGAACAUCUAAUAAGGAGAACAGCUUGA
Varanus komodoensis (Komodo dragon) is the source of this 1779-nucleotide messenger RNA. Its product is annotated as vomeronasal type-2 receptor 26-like. Gene Ontology annotation, biological process: G protein-coupled receptor signaling pathway. NCBI's taxonomy places the organism in Eukaryota, Metazoa, Chordata, Lepidosauria, Squamata, Varanidae. The record is from RefSeq and is a predicted model, not a curated record. Gene Ontology annotation, molecular function: G protein-coupled receptor activity. Bases 1 to 1779 code for a protein of 592 amino acids. Gene Ontology annotation, cellular component: membrane. The transcript is spliced from 5 exons.